Oncorhynchus keta (chum salmon) is the source of this 2007-nucleotide messenger RNA. RefSeq lists its product as uncharacterized. Bases 826 to 2007 code for a protein of 393 amino acids. The transcript has 5 exons. The record is from RefSeq and is a predicted model, not a curated record. NCBI's taxonomy places the organism in Eukaryota, Metazoa, Chordata, Actinopteri, Salmoniformes, Salmonidae.
AAAAGAGAAGAAAAGUAAAUAAAUAAAAACAGUAUGGGGAUGAGGUAGGUAAAAAUGGGUGGGCUUUUUGCCGAUAGACUGUAAUAAGAUAUACCUUAAAGACUGCUUGUGUUUAAUCCUGAAUCCAAUUGCCCCUCUUGUACUGCGAUAAAACAAUAGGCAAGCCAUGAACCUUAUGGAGGAGUGCAUGUGUUUUGCAGACACACCUGGGUUCUAGACUGGCUGAGGUAAACAUUUCAGGAAAGCCUGGGUUUUUAAAUCCCGGUGAAAGCAGAUAUGACAAGGUUUGUCAAUGUCAUGUUGCCCUUCCAUUUAGAUGAAACUAGAGAAAAUGAUAAUUUUGCUUCUCUUAAUCCACAUCUUCUAGCAAAAAAACAUGUUCAUGCUUUAGGGCUGGUGGGAUGCAAAUAUAUUGGUUAAAAUAUAGUGAGUGUGGGGGGGGGGCGUAGUGGAUGAUGUCAUCAUUGUAAACUAAAUUCAGCAUAGCCAAACCUUGUAUAAAAUAGGUUGAAUUUGUACCUUAGAAACCAUGUCAGAUUUUCAACAUUAUAUACACUUUCAGAAAAAAACAAUAGGCUGGGCAGCACCUCAGCCCGGGAUCGAACCCCAACCAGGGUUUUAACGACACCCAGCCCUGCUUAGCUUUAAUAUGUCACUGACUACUACCAAUAUGCUAUUGUGAGAAUUAUUAUUGAGAGAUCUCUUAAUAACAAAAUAUAUUCCGUGUUAAUAUCGAAGUCAUUCUAAGGGGUAGGUUUGACAAAGCAAAUGAGUGAGUCUUUGACAUGAAGACAGUGGUUAGAUUCUGCCAUUGGGACUGCUCUGAUGUUGUUUCCAUUCUCUCCUGGUUAUGACCAUAGAGCCUUGUCCCAGUCUCUAGACCUGCCUGUCUGUGUGGUGGAGGACCACCUGACCUCUGAAGCUGUCAAUGAGAUGGAGCAGAGCAAUUCUACCAGGAGCAGAGCAACCUCAGUGAUGGAAACCACAGAAGAGGGGAAGCUCAACAAUGUAGAACAUCUGACACUUAUGGACUUCCUUCAAAACCUAACUGAGAAGCAAUGGAGGGGGAUUCGUGAGGGCAUGUUUGACCCGCUGACAAAACAACAGCUUGCCGGCUUGUGUCUGAGGAUUGUCCAGUUUUUAUCGGACAAGCUGAUGCAGAUCAUCAUCCCAGGUCUUUACGAACUACUGGGAAUCCAAGAUACUGCCUCCUCUCCAUUGUCACAGAGAUCUCUCACAGCGUCACUCACCAGUCUGUUAGACGAUAAGACUAACACCAAGUCCCGCGUGAGAUUUACUGAGGCUGGUGUACCUAAGAGGCCAGGCAGUCGAAAGUCUUACAAUAGCUUUCGCAUCCCGACUCCCUACCCUUCCUCCAACUGUGUGGAGCAGGAAGAGGAAGAAGAGCAGGAAUCACAACUUAAGUUCAAGGAGAUUUACCUGACUAAGGGCUGUCUGGGCAGUGGAAGCUACCUGCCCAAGGGGGCCAUGAGGACUCUAACCUCUCUGUCUGAUGUGCAGAAGAAAACAACCAACUCUGAGACGCUACAAGUCCUCUUAGGUGUCUCAGAGGACACCCUCGUCACCUGUGUGCAGGACAGCCUGCAAGGUUCUCUCUCCAAACUUGCAUGCAUGUCCAAUUCUCCAUCUGGAAGUGCAGGCUCUAUGAUGCUAACCCCUGCUGUAAUGGCAGAGUUGGCUAAAGAUGUCAAGUCGGCCUUAUCAGUGGUCGUUAAGAGUGCCUCCGCUAGCCAAACCUCUCUAGUGACACCGGUAAGGGGAGACUCACAGACCAAGGUGACUGAGAGCAUGGUGAGAGAGCAGGCUGCUAAACUUGAAAAAGUUGACCAAGAGAGCAAGAGUCUAACAGGGCAAGUCAUGACCACCAUCUCUGACACAAUGGUGGCUUUUGUUGAUGAGAACGAACAGAAUUUGCUGGAAGAUCUGAAGGACAAGAUCACAUUUUUGCAUCGCAUGUUGGCUUCAUUGAGGAUCUUGAUGCCCUGA